This is a messenger RNA of Drosophila erecta, 1013 nucleotides long. Its product is annotated as metaxin-2. Bases 63 to 926 code for a protein of 287 amino acids. Gene Ontology annotation, biological process: mitochondrion organization. The transcript has a single exon. Lineage: Eukaryota; Metazoa; Arthropoda; Insecta; Diptera; Drosophilidae. Gene Ontology annotation, cellular component: SAM complex. The record is from RefSeq and is a predicted model, not a curated record.
UGUCACCCAACUAUUCCAAAAAGAGAAACUCGAAUUAAGUCCAAAUUUUCAGCACGUUAAGCAUGGACUUGGGGCAAAACUUGACCGCCGCCAUGAUGCAGUCCUCGGCGGAGGCGGGCAAGUCGGAGGAGGCGUGGCCGGCGGUCGCCCACCUGCAUCAUCCGGACGAGGCGAAUCAGCUCCUGCUGCCGGAGCGCUCCAGCUGCCUGGCGGUGAAGACCUACCUGCGCAUGUGCAACCUGCCAUUUACGGAGCAGAUCAGCGACAACGCGGAGUUCAUGUCGCCUGGUGGUCGAUUGACCCACCUGCCACUGCUCCGUUUGGGUCCGGUCAAGACCUUUGCGGAAUUCGAGCCAAUAGUUGCCCAGGUGGAGGUCAUGCAAGGCGGCAGUUCCCUGGGCAGUUGGAUGUCCGAGGAUCAGCGCGAUGACAUCCGCUGUCUGGUGAGCUAUGUGGAAAAUGUCUUCACGCUGGCGGAGAUCCACAUGAGCUUUGUGGAUGAGAUAAACUACCAGCUGUACACGGCACCGCGCAGUGCUGCAGCUCAUCCGUGGCCAUUGAGUGCGAUUCGCCGGCAAGCCAAGCAGAAGGAUGCACGGAGGAUCCUGAAGGUCUACCAGUGGCAGGAUCUGGACAACGACCAGGUCAUCCAGGAGGUGGGCGUCUGUGCCGAUGCGUUGGUCGCUAAGCUGGAGGAGCACAAGGCGCAGGCUUAUCUCGGCGGACCACGGCCUUGCGAACUGGACGCCCUGGUCUUUGGCCAUGUGGCAGCCAUAAUGAGCACCAAAGUUCCCAACAUGGAACUGGCCGAGGUCCUGGCCACCUAUCCACGUCUUCUGGCCCACUGUCGCCGCAUCGAUCAGAGCCUAUUUGAUGGCAAACUUCUGGCCAGCGAGGUGGAGGCGCAGGAGGAGGAGCCGGAGUAGCAAAAAUAAAAUGAAGGAACGGACAGGACUCGGAAUCCCUCUGCCCCGGAACAAAGGAUUCUUAUUGUUUUUUUAUUUGGCCAAGGU